UCAGAGUAGAGCGGUGUCUGACAGCCUGCCUGCCCGGGCCAGCAGCUCCCUUGCCCGGCUAGGAAAUACGACCAGGUUCAGGACGGAGCGGAGUGAAGACUCUGGAAAAACAACACAAAGCAGCGGACUGGCAAAAACCCAAGCAGGGGUUUAAAGUAAAUUACUAGUUGUUUUUAUUUGUACCUUGAGUACGAGGAACAUGUUUUCUCUGUAGCUUUAUUGGACUCACAUGCGAGAGAGGAUAUAUUUUUUUUCAUUUUUCUCCAUUGCUUUCACUGCGCUGAUACUGUACAUCAGCCUGCCGAGCAUCGUGAAUGACCAGCCGCACUCCCGCUGCUCGGCUUCCGCUGCUCUCUCCUCCUUAGGGCUUGGGAAUGCGUGGAUGCUGUGGUGCUUUACUCUUACAUGUUUACAUUUAAUAACCUAUCCUGUGAGUGAGAUAAACUAGAAUGAGACCAGGAAACAACAGUGGGUAAACCAAAAUAACGUACUGAGGUAGAGGGAAUCUGUGACGGACACAAGGAGCAGGAGACAGGGGAGAGGAGGAGUCGCAGCAGGAGGAGAACUAAAAGCCUGCAGGUUUGUUGCCUGUGGGGAUGAGGACUAGCAGGGACGUAACACAUCCAAGGUGUCACUGUGAUUAGAAGAGAGGGAGCUGGACGAGGAGAGGCAUUGAAGUCCACGCUGUACCCAAUCCAAGGAGGCGGUGAUGGCGGGUGAAGGCACCGGGGUUCACACACUCCGUCAGCCGACCGCAGCCCUGUCAGCAGCCGCAGCAGCAUGAGGAGGAAAAGAUUAGAGACAGCAAACACAGAGGAGGUGACCCUUAUCAUAUCCUGAAGGAGACGAGACAUCGGGCAUGACCUUGUGUUUGUCUACAGUUCCAAAGAAGAGCCAGGGAGAAGCCUUCAUGGCCAGAGAAACAUUGCUUUCCUUGCUCCAUUGAGCUAUUUUAACCCUGCUGCAAGCUGCACUGGGGGGCUCAAACGUUCCCCUGACUCCACCAGGAGGCUCACUCCAACCCAUCUGCCAGCUCAGAUAACCCUCUGAUAGUUGGCAACCACAUGUUUGAGGUGACUGUGAGUGACUGCCGCCGCCGCCCAUUCUCGAGCAGCAGCAGCUUCCUGCGACCCCGAUCUGCACCAUGCAGUGGAGACGGCGGCACUGCUGUCCUAUCAAGAUGACCUGGACCGUCAAGCGGUCGCUCUUCAGGACCCAUGUGGCCGGCCUCCUCUCGCUGGCUCUACUCUUCACCCUUUUCUUAUUUUUCAGCCAUCAGGAUUGGCUUCCGGGACGCAGCGGGCCCCGGGAAAACCCGCUGGCCUACACUGUCAGGGGCUUCCGCAGCCCCAAAGGCGAAGCCAACCAGAGCAGCUCCCUGCGGAGCCUGUGGAGGGACACGGGGUAUGUGGCACCAAAGACUCUUCUCAACCUCAGCUCUCAGCAGGCAGAUGGGGCUGCGGGGGAGGCAGCAGCAGCAGGAGGCGGAGGGGGUUCCAGGAUGGGGGUAAUGGGACUUGGGGACUCCAUGAGCACCAACAACAGUUUACAGAAGGAGAUGGGUGUGGGAGGGAGGCUCAGUGCUCAGCCCUACCGCUACAUCCUGAACGAGCCUUUCAAGUGCAGGGACAGGACGCCCUUCAUCAUCGUCCUGAUCGCUGCAGAACCCGGACAGGCCGAUGCCCGUAAUGCCAUCCGUCAGACAUGGGGGAAUGAGAGCAACUCAAUGGGCUUAGGGUUUGUCCGUCUUUUCCUGCUCGGCACUGGAAAGAGCUCAGACACCUACCUGCAGAGCAGCAUAGAGGAAGAGAGCCUUGUUCACCACGACAUCAUCCAACAGGACUAUCAGGACACUUACUAUAACCUGACCAUCAAAACGCUGAUGGGCAUGAACUGGGUGGCCACCUAUUGCCCACACGCCUCCUACGUGAUGAAGACAGACAGCGACAUGUUUGUCAAUACCGAGUAUCUCAUCCAAAAGUUGCUUAAACCCGAGCUGCCUCCCAAACAGAGGUACUUCACCGGCUACCUGAUGAGGGGCUAUGCACCAAACCGAAACAAGGACAGCAAGUGGUACAUGCCGCCCGAGCUGUACCCAAGCGAGCGUUAUCCGAUAUUCUGCUCGGGCACGGGGUAUGUGUUCUCAGGGGACAUGGCCGAUCUGAUCUACCAGGCGUCCCUGAGCAUACGAAGGCUGCACCUGGAGGACGUUUACGUGGGAAUCUGCCUGGCCAAGCUGCGCAUCGACCCGGCCCCUCCUCCCAACGAGUUCCUCUUCAACCAUUGGCGGGUGUCUUACUCCAGUUGUAAGUACAGCCACCUGAUUACGUCCCAUCAGUUCCACCCCAAUGAACUCAUCAAGUACUGGAAUCACUUGCAGAGCAACAAGCACAACGCCUGUGUCAACGUGGCCAAGGAAAAGAACAGCAGGUACAGACACCGAAAGUUUCACGGAGAGAGGCCUCCUUGACGCAUUCUGUGAUUACAACCCCUGCUCAAGAGACAAAGGGAGAUGAGCACACUGUUACUACAGUCUUGGAGGGCAUAUGAACUCAGUACUAUACACUAUAUGGGGAAAAGCACAUUGUUUUUGGUAUUGUGUACAGUCGAUGAUCCAAACUAUUUUUUUAAUUUGAGGAAAAAAUGUUAAGUAUUGUAAAACUGUUGAGCUAUUUCUAAAACGGAAGAUUGUCUGAUGAUGUGGAGCAUAACGUGCUGCUGCUGUCUCAAGGGUGAUGUUGAGGAUAAUUCAGGUGCCAAGAGAAAGGUGGUUAUUCAUGCUACAGUUAAUGUGAAGGCUCGCCUCUAAAGGGUAAUAUACAGUAUGUCACACUUUACAAAAAAUAAAAAUAGACAGUGGUGUUUACACAGAAAAAGAGAAAUGCACAUGUAUUUUGUCGAAUGUUACACUACCUAACUAUGAAUGAAAAUAUAUUUGACGUUGACCAGUUAUGCUGCCCGGUUUCUCAGUGUUUACUUUACAGGUUUAUCAAAGAACAUGACUCUAAAGAGAAGGUUUAUCCAUCAUAUACUGUAUUUUUUUUUUUUUAAAUCUACAUGGAAGCACUCACGUCCCGUCAGAGAUGACUGAGAUUGUAUUUUUUAAAGCUUUACAUUGAGUAUGACUCUGCACUUGAGCAAAUGUGCAAUGAAUUAAUUAACAAUUAAAUGUACUGAACUCAAA
Messenger RNA from Gymnodraco acuticeps, 3184 nucleotides. It is a transcript of the gene b3galt2, whose product is annotated as UDP-Gal:betaGlcNAc beta 1,3-galactosyltransferase, polypeptide 2. The record is from RefSeq and is a predicted model, not a curated record. The transcript is spliced from 2 exons. Lineage: Eukaryota; Metazoa; Chordata; Actinopteri; Perciformes; Bathydraconidae. Gene Ontology annotation, cellular component: membrane. The coding region runs from base 1145 to 2470 and encodes 441 amino acids. Gene Ontology annotation, molecular function: N-acetyl-beta-D-glucosaminide beta-(1,3)-galactosyltransferase activity.